This is a messenger RNA of Saccoglossus kowalevskii, 1575 nucleotides long. RefSeq names its product nose resistant to fluoxetine protein 6-like. NCBI's taxonomy places the organism in Eukaryota, Metazoa, Hemichordata, Enteropneusta, Harrimaniidae. The record is from RefSeq and is a predicted model, not a curated record. Gene Ontology annotation, molecular function: acyltransferase activity, transferring groups other than amino-acyl groups.
AUGACUAACAUCGCUACGCCACGCCGACUUGACGCCAGUGUGUUCGUCGCUAAGAAUUUCGCCGAGGCGAUAUACUUGACGGAUACCUCGUAUAACGUUACGAAGCAAUGCGUUGAUGACGUCAUACAAGUCUCCGAAGAUAUGAUAGCGGGGAAGGACUACGCAAUACAGAUGUUCGACGCAGCAGGGAAGAUACCGCCAGGUGUCUUAGAGGGCAACUACCAAUGGAUCGGCUCCUCUGACGAAUGUCGUGACGUCAACGAUAUUAUGAUGAAUGGCACAACUAUUAAUGGCGAAUACUGUUUGUUAUUUCUUCCACUCGCUGGAGGUGCAUCGACAUUGCAGUAUGGUCUGUGUUUACCUGACUCGUGUGAAGAUAACGAUGUACUGGAACUCGUCAACCGAGGGCUGGUCACAUUAGCAAUACCUGGUCUACAGGUCAUUGACGUACACUGUACUCAAGAUUACGAGUUGACGACGGGAGCUAUUAUCACAAUUGUUAUCUCGACUUUGUUGUGUUUGUUCAUCGUGGUUGGGACGUCUUUGGAUUUUUAUAUUUAUUAUAAGUACAAGAAAAAAGAAGAGAUACAGAAAGAUGAAUUCCACGUUGGAAAUGGCGCUGUAACGACUGGACUACACGGACUUGACGAGACUUCGCCUUUAAUUAAAUCUCCCAGUUAUUCACCGGAUAACUUGCUUGAAAUGUUAAACUAUCUGCGCACGUUUUCUUUUCAAGCCAUAUUAAAUGGGACGGUUUCCGUGGAUACGUUCUUCCUACUUAGUGGCCUGCUUGUCACGUACCUAACUUUGAAAGAACUUGAAAGCGGACGUCAAAUCAAUUGGAUUAUCUUCUACGUACACAGAUACUGGAGGAAGUGGUACUUCGGGAUGACGGCGAUAGUGACGUUUUUGUGUGGUUGUUUCGCUGCAACGGCCGCUUUGACUGUAGAAUACGGCAUUCCAGUCAAUAUGUUACAAUCUCCGUAUAAGAACGUUACAGAUCCCACAGCCGGAUUCGCACAAACUUACACCAAACCUUACACACGUAUUGCCCCAUACCUAGUAGGAAUGGUCGUAGGCUAUUUGUUGGUGAAAACCAAAGGAAAAAUUAAAAUACCAACAGUUGUAAACUUGAUUUGCUGGGUGGCUGCAUGGGCCGUAGCUAUAGCUGUUGUAUAUGGUUUACAUGGUACAUAUAACGGCAAAACACUAUCCUUACCUGUUAAUGUAUUCUAUGCGACGGUUUUCCGAUUUGCAUGGGCUGUGGCUGUAGGAUGGCUCAUAUUUGCUUGCAUCACGGGUCAUGGCGGUCCAAUCAAUGCAUUUCUAUCAUGGAAAGCGUGGAUCCCUCUUAGUAGACUGACGUAUUCAACGUAUCUUAUACAUCUCAUAGUGCAAUAUACAUAUCUCUACGCCGGUGACAGGCUUGUGCAUAUAUCUCAUUUGAAUAUGACAUACUCUUUCAUCGCUUCCAUGGCGCUGUCCUAUUCUCUGGCAUUUGUGUUUUCAAUAAUGGCGGAGGCACCUAUGAUGAGGCUGGAGAAAAUCGUACUGAAUAAAAUAAAACGAGAAUAA